AUGGACAAUCCCUGGGCAAAUGCUUGGGGAGACGAUACGCGACCUCAACACUCCCCGUCACCUCCUACACCGUGGUCUGUUCCAGCCACUUCAAACAAUGACCAUGAAGAAGCUGAUAUUGGUAUUCCUUCCUGGUCAUCCCAUGCCCUACAAUGGAACGAGCCGACGACUUCAUUGUGGGGAGAAAAGUCAAAUAACGAGCCCGUGUUGACCAACACUGAUCAUGAUACACAUGUAGAAUUAACGGCCGAACCGGACGCAGCGUUGUCUACGGAGGAAGACGUACUUUCACGACCUGAGUCACCUCAAUAUUCUCCAAUUGCAUCGCCGGAGCUGGAAAUUGGCGUUUUUAGUCCACCGUCACUGACACUGCCGUCUUUUCGCGACGAGAGUACUGAGGAUUCUCGGCCAGAAUCACAACCUGGCAGUCCAGAUGCAUUUGGUACUUUCGAGACUGGACUUCGUAUGGAUAAUGCAGAGGCGGAUCCCUGGACGCCAUCCAAGCCAUCCUUCUCAUCCGAUCCAGCUUCAACUUCUUGGGAGACCGAUUGGGCCCUCGCAGACCGGAGUUCUGAAACAGAGCGCGAUGAUGAAUGGGAGAUUGCAAAGCAGGAGAAAGCAAGGCGAGAUUUGCAUGUUCCUCCAGAAUUGUUGGCCUCUAUUGUACAGCGAUUCGAACAAUUGUCUCAUGAACUAUGGCCUGAUGAUCCAUCGCCAGACGUAAGGGACGAAGCCAAUCUUCAGUCCAUUGAGGAUAUGCAGGAACUUUCUUCGGCUAUUCAGAAAUUCGUGCCCGACAACCUCACAAUUCCGCCUCAUGCCGACUUCUCCAAGACAUUCAUAUCCAAGAAGAUGGCAGAAAGCCUAAAGUUCACUAGACAUGCACCUAUGGUACGGCUUAGUCCUCUGGCCCGUUACGUGGCGUCAAAAGGUUCCACAGCCUGGGAAGCUUCUGUGAAGGCCCGGCCUGAGUUGUCACAAGAUGAUCUUGUUCCCGCGGGGUGGCGAGUGAUACCUAAGGAAAAGGAUGUCGCUCCACCAGUGAUAGACACGAAGCAGAAAUCCGCAGGAGGUUUAUUAUCCUUUUUCGGUCGUAGAUCCAUGACCCCACCCGUUACAGACAAGCCAGUUUCUCCGGUGGCCAAGAAAUCCAUUUCGUCUUCAUCCCCCGUAGUUUCAUCCCCUUUAUCGCCAACCACAUCUGCAGGUCAUUCAAGUUCUUUGCCGCCGCCGCCCGAUCGCGAACCUACACCUCCUCCUCCUUCAGCCGUUUCCCGGUUCUUAACCAGGUUUUCCAGAACCAAGUCAUCUACAACAAGUCCUCGGAAUUCCAUUGCGUUAUCAUCAGAUGAUCUGGAAUUCUUGUCUGAUAUUGUGCCUAGUGCCGCUGCGGUCGACGAUGUAGAUGCUCCCUCGCUUUCAGACAUGAUCGAGUCUUCCCCUCUACCUGAGAAACUUCCACCUCCGCUAGCCCCGCCGCCAAAGAAUCAUUUGGCUAACGGCGUCCCCAAGUCAAACACCAUCCUUCAAGAUGAUUCACCAUCUCUUUUGGGUAUCUCAUCACUGUUCCCUUCUCAGCCUCCCCCGGCACCUCUACAAACAUCCUCCUUAAUGGAUACCGUGAUGACCCUGCCUUCAGUGCCAGAAACAGUGAAGAGCUUGCAAUCAGUACCAUCCCGAAACGUGACCCCCGUUACUAAGCCAAUGCCUUCAUCGACAUUGCGCAGUAACCCUGGCCCAUUUCAACCCUCCAAACGAAUACCUACCGCCAUAAUGUCUUCCAAUCCCACCAAGCAGUCUGCAGUCUCGCCAUUCUCCUUUUCUCUUCCACCGCCUCCUACAUCACGUCAGCAGACGCCAGUUCCUAGCCCCCCGCCACCCGCUCCAGCAGUGCUGAUACACAAUCCAGUUCCUCGUAAUGUUGCUGCACCAUUAUCACUGUUCGACGACGAAGAAUUCUCUGACUUCCAUGCUACUCCAACACAAGGCGAUGGUGCUGCGUCAUCGGCGUAUACUGAUGCAAGCUUCUCCUCUUUCUCAUCAGAGCAAAGCCUUUUCUCUUCCACAAGCAGUAGUAGUCCGCAUAACGCGGAUGGCUUUGAUGAAUUUGAUGAUUUCGUGCAACCCACAUUACGUACCCCAUCUCCGCCCGCUGUACCCGCGAAAACUUCAGCUCGUCCUCCCAAAAUCACAUUGGCCUCGAACUUACCCAUUGGUUCCCCAACUCGAUCACCUGCACAGCUUCCUCCUCAGAAACGCAAGGUCAAUCGGUCAGAGCACCAACGAACGCUUAGUUUGAUGGAAAGUGCUGCUGCUCACGGGAAGUGGCCUUCACCACCUUCUCCGAUCCCACCUCCCUUGGAGCCUCCGCCUGGUGGUGUGAAAAAGCAGGUUCAGCUGGAUAUCUUUGGUGGAGACGAGAGUAUAUCAUCACCGAUGCAACAAGCGCAGAUGAAUGCUAUUGGUGCGCUAACUGUAUCGCAAUCAUCCCCCGCAAUACUUGCGCCGACGCCUGCAUCUGCACCUCUGUUACGGCCACCACAAAACCACAUUCAUAAGCCUUCCCAGACCUCAAAUAAAGCAGUCUCAACGAAGAUAGGGGGUUUGUCGGCUCAGGAUCUGUCAUUUUUCGAAGGGUUGUAGCUUCCAUUGUAUCACAAGGCUUUUGGAUAUACUUGUAAUUUAUAUUGUUUUGUUAAUACGCAUGUUUUGCUAGCUGCUUUCUCUUCUACGGCGGUAUCAGUGCACCCUCACACCCCAGAAAGUGAAUAUGAAUUAUAUGUAGAAUUCAGUCAGAAUCAUAAGAUAGUAUCAUCUUUGUAU
This is a messenger RNA of Desarmillaria tabescens, 2823 nucleotides long. RefSeq lists its product as uncharacterized. The coding region runs from base 1 to 2643 and encodes 880 amino acids. NCBI's taxonomy places the organism in Eukaryota, Fungi, Basidiomycota, Agaricomycetes, Agaricales, Physalacriaceae. The transcript is spliced from 4 exons. The record is from RefSeq and is a predicted model, not a curated record.